This is a messenger RNA of Globicephala melas (long-finned pilot whale), 2604 nucleotides long. RefSeq names its product guanidinoacetate N-methyltransferase (gene GAMT). Gene Ontology annotation, cellular component: nucleus; cytoplasm. The record is from RefSeq and is a predicted model, not a curated record. Gene Ontology annotation, molecular function: guanidinoacetate N-methyltransferase activity. Gene Ontology annotation, biological process: creatine biosynthetic process. NCBI's taxonomy places the organism in Eukaryota, Metazoa, Chordata, Mammalia, Artiodactyla, Delphinidae.
CCCAGAAGGCCCUGCAGGGACGCGGCCGUUCCCCUCCCCAGCUCCCGGGGCGCGCCGUCCAGCCCGCAGCAUGAGCGACCCCGCCGCGACCCCUAUCUUCGCACCCGGAGAGAACUGCAGCCCCGCGUGGCGGGCGGCGCCCGCGGCUUACGACGCGUCGGACACGCACCUGCAGAUCCUGGGCAAGCCGGUGAUGGAGCGCUGGGAGACCCCGUACAUGCACGCGCUGGCGGCCGCCGCCGCCUCCAGAGGGGGCCGGGUGUUGGAGGUGGGCUUUGGCAUGGCCAUCGCAGCUACGAAGGUGCAGGAGGCCCCCAUCGACGAGCACUGGGUCAUCGAGUGCAAUGAGGGCGUCUUCCAGCGGCUCCAGGACUGGGCCCCGCGGCAGCCACACAAGGUGGUUCCCCUGAAAGGCCUGUGGGAGGAGGUGGCCCCCACCCUGCCAGACAGUCACUUCGAUGGGAUCCUGUACGACACGUACCCGCUGUCUGAGGAGACCUGGCACACGCACCAGUUCAACUUCAUUCGGGACCAUGCCUUCCGCCUGCUGAAGCCAGGGGGCGUCCUUACCUACUGCAACCUCACCUCCUGGGGGAAGCUGAUGAAGUCCAAGUACUCGGACAUCACCACCAUGUUCGAGGAGACACAGGUGCCAGCCCUGCUGGAAGCAGGCUUCCGGCCGGAGAACAUCCACACACAGGUCAUGGAGCUGGUCCCACCGGCCGACUGCCGCUAUUACGCCUUCCCGCAGAUGAUCACGCCCCUGGUCACCAAGCACUGAGCCCACUGGGCCCACCGGCUCAGCUGCCCACGCCACCCUGGGGGCUCUGGGCUUCAGGAACCCCUAACCCCCAGACCCCUACUGAGCGCCUUCGUGGCCGGGAGUGCAGGCUCUGGCCCCUCAGCCCUGGUCCAGACCCACACCAGCCACAUGACAUCAACAAGCUUCCCUAACCUUCUCUGCAAGGGGACGGCCACUACCUUCCUACCAUGGUCCUGAGAAUGAAAUAAACACUAACACUGGGUUUAGCCAAUCAGCACGAGGACACAAACGUGUGCUUGCUUUACUCUUCCUGCCCCUCCAAAAGAAAGUGAAAGGAAAGAAACCUGUUAAAUUGACCACCACCGAGGCAGUGGCUCUACCACUCCAAAGUUUCUGAUCCUGCCUCUGAGCCCCCCGCUGUGCCCCCUGAAGACAUUGCCAAUUAGUCACCCAUGGCCCCUCCCGCCCACCCUGUGGUGGGCAGCUGGGGUCCCCAGAGGAGGUGGAACUAGGUCAGGACCUCAUAGCAGGUGGCAGCCCCAAGGCCCAGACCCUCUGGUCCCACCCAGUCAGGCUGCACCACGAUGCCUCGCUCUGAGUCGACGCCCCUCCAGCCCCAGCACAAGGACACCAUGGAUCUGUCUGCCCUGGACCCUGGUGCCCAGCUGGUCGCCGCGGUGUCGUCUGCUUCACCCCGACCCGCUCUUGGACGUGUCCACUCCCCUCCUUCAUGGGUGGGGCCUCCCACUGGGCCACGCUGGGCCCGGCUGUCCACUCCAGGGGCCUCGGCAUCUCCACGCACAAGAGACAGGCCUGACCCCGCCCACCUCCCAGGCCCCCACCCCGGCCCCCACACCACGUGGAGCAGGGCAGCCAGUCGGAUUUAUGGGCUUUAUUGACCGCCUCUGGGGGAACAGCGCAGACGCCGCAGGGCGGCCAGGCAGCGGCACUACCUGCGGUACCAGAUCUGGAGCCUCUUCUCGCGCUUGAUCUUCUUCUGCAGCUGCAGGAUGCCAUAGAGCAGGGCCUCGGCUGUGGGCGGGCAGCCUGGGGGGCAGGUGGCACCUCAGUCUUCCUGCCCUUCCCCCUCCCCUCCGCUCUGCUCCAGGUGGGGGCAACCAGGCCACUUCCCAGGGUGGGGAGGGGCAAGACAGGGCUCUGCACCAAGAGAGCUGGGGGGCUUGGCCCAUCACGGGAAAGGAGCCAGAGGGGGGCAGGGUGGGCAGCGUCCGGUGAGGACCCUUGGAAAGGAAUGGGGGCAGACUCUUCAGACUGGGAGACCCUCCAGAGACAGCGAGGGGGAAAGGCUGCGGUGUCACUCUUAUUCUUGGACCCAAAUCUGCUUAUUCUUAAAAGGGGGCAAGCUGUCUCAGUGGGGCUGUGGGGAUUCUGUGAAUCGGGUGAGGGCCGCGUGGGCGCCACCUGGGGGCUCACCUGGGACGUAGAUGUCCACGGGCACAAUACGGUCGCAGCCUCGCACCACAGAGUAGGAGUAGUGGUAGUAGCCACCUCCGUUGGCGCAGCUGGUGGGGAGGGGAGCGCCAGCUGUGAGAGUCUCUCCAGCGACCCCGGCCUCCAUCCCUCCUCACAGCCCCCAACCCGCACCCCCUUCCAACCUCAAGCAGGUGCCAGGCGGUCAGGAAAAGGGCAAGACUGGGACACAAGUCACAGGAAAGACAGCGGCCACCUGAGACCUUCUGUGGGACCGGGUAGGACAGAAACAAACGGUGGGACUAUGAACAGACCACCCUCAGUGAGAGAAGCCAGUGUGAAAGGACACAGCGUGUGAUUCCAUUGAUGGGAAACGUCCAGAACAGGCCAGUCCACAGACAGAGAGUGGG